AUGAAGGCAGCGGGUCUGAUGAAUCCCCUUCCCUGCCUGGUCAUACGGGGCAUCUGUGAUUACUCAGAUUCUCACAAGAACACAGAAUGGCAAGGAUUCGCGGCAAUGACAGCAGCGAACGUGGUGAAAGCUCUUUUAGGGAAGUUGAAAGGCUAUAUGAAUCAUGCAAACAAGGUCAAAGCCAGCCUUCUACUCAGAUCUAUUUUGGUCCUGAAUAAUUUCGCUUUCCUCUUUGUGCUUCUUGACAAGGUUUGGCCUAGGUAG
Molecule: messenger RNA, 264 nt
Organism: Aureobasidium melanogenum CBS 110374
Lineage: Eukaryota; Fungi; Ascomycota; Dothideomycetes; Dothideales; Saccotheciaceae
Exons: 1
Coding region: 1-264 (87 amino acids)
Biological process (GO): nucleoside metabolic process
Molecular function (GO): catalytic activity
Source: RefSeq, a predicted model, not a curated record